AUGUCGGAGAAAAGUGACCAGCAAAUGGUUGAGAGGGAAGCAGCGACGACGACAGGAUGCGGUUCACAGAUUACCGAUAUGGCGCGACCAAAUAAGUCAGCAAAACUCGCCAAGCAAAAUGGAGUGGACGAGGAUGAGGGGGACGAGGCUUCUGUUUCUACGAAUACUGUGCCACUGGCGGGUCAGCUUCUUGUUGCUGUUGACCGUUUUCCUGGAGUGUUUUCCUGGAGACUAACAGUUAAUAUCUGUCUAAGCAUUCAGGAAUCAGAGAGAUGUGUUCAGGAGGAAUUCAAAUCAAACAGGGAAGAGGCAAACGAAGCAACAGCUGUUUUUGUUCAGCAAUUUCACUGCAGUGGCACCAACAACAGCAACGAGCUUCUUGCGACGGCGAGUGAACAGUUCGAUCGCGAAAAGCUUGUAAUUCCACCGAGGAAGCUAUCAAUGUGGAAGGCACCAGCGCGAUCACCUACACUAUCGCCGUCUUGCCAGAAAAAUUUCACUGUUCCGGCUCGACCCCGGUUACUGGUACGUAGUCAUGCAUUUUCUGGUGAUGACGAUACAGGUGCUUCACUCAGGCAUACGCCAACUUCACGCUUGCUUACUUCACGUUCCACAUUUUCUUCCACCUCUUUUGGUUAG
Gongylonema pulchrum is the source of this 639-nucleotide messenger RNA. Lineage: Eukaryota; Metazoa; Nematoda; Chromadorea; Rhabditida; Gongylonematidae. The record is from the annotation of a GenBank genome assembly.